Dentiscutata erythropus is the source of this 142-nucleotide messenger RNA. NCBI's taxonomy places the organism in Eukaryota, Fungi, Glomeromycota, Glomeromycetes, Diversisporales, Gigasporaceae. The record is from the annotation of a GenBank genome assembly.
ACAAGUCAGAACUCUUGCACCAUAUCCACCUCCAGAGUGUAACCAACAACUUGUCCGGAUAUCUCUAUUAGAAAUUGUAGACCAUAUAAUUGCAACUAAUAUUGACCUAUCGACUCUUGUAAAAAUUAAAAAACAACCCUGA